Messenger RNA from Penaeus chinensis, 2606 nucleotides. RefSeq lists its product as uncharacterized. The transcript has 14 exons. Lineage: Eukaryota; Metazoa; Arthropoda; Malacostraca; Decapoda; Penaeidae. Gene Ontology annotation, biological process: monoatomic ion transmembrane transport; proteolysis. Bases 1 to 2253 code for a protein of 750 amino acids. The record is from RefSeq and is a predicted model, not a curated record. Gene Ontology annotation, molecular function: monoatomic ion channel activity; serine-type endopeptidase activity; transmembrane signaling receptor activity. Gene Ontology annotation, cellular component: membrane.
AUGGGAAUGUCACUUAGUUUUGACAGCCCUUCAUCCCCGCUUGGUGUUGCAAAUUCCCCCGUCUUUCAGAAAUACUUCCCAAGGCUCUUUAUCCUCCAGGAACUUCUAUGCGAAUCUUCCUCGCGCCUUCUGGUCUUCGACGAGAGCAAGAGCGAAGCCGUUUUUAUCGGAAAUCCUCAUUUAGUGGAAUAUACGGUGGGUCGAGUCAGCGUCGACCUCAAGAACCAGAUGGAUUUCGCUGCCAUGCACGUUAAGAUCUCGCUAAUAAGACGCGCCGGCUACAUCCUCAUGAACGUCUACAUACCAUCGACGUUGCUGUUGAUUGUGAGUUACGUCACACUGUACUUUAGGGUCGGGAUAUUCCAAGCCAGGGUGUUGGGGUCCCUGACGGCGAUGUUGGUCAUGGCUACGCUGUUCACCCAGGCGUCUUCCCACCUCCCGAAGACGUCCUACUUCAAGAUGGUUGACGUGUGGCUCCUGACGUGCAUCGUCGUCAUCUUCAUCGUCAUCGUCUUCCACGUUAUGAUCGACAGGGCGUUCGAGAGGGCCGAGAAAGCCCUUUCUGCGCAUCCUCCUGCAGGGCUGUUGGAGAAACAAGCCCCAAGAAUACAUCCUUUAGGAGUAAGAUCGACCUUAGCCUCCUCCAAGGACCCGAGGAGCACCUUGGAGUUCGUGUCCACCAGCAGGAGUAACAGCAUCCAGUUCCGUCCUCCGGAAAAGACGCCCCUCUACAAGAACUUGGUCCUCGGCGCCCGGGUGGUCAUCUUUGUGGCUCUUCUGGUCUUCAACCUCGUCUAUUGGACUAUUGUUCUUGGACCUCCAAAGAUAAAGAUUUAUAGGAGAGUUGGCAACCCACAACUCUGUCCUACAAGAAAGCCAGACCUUGAUUUCUUCAGUGCUGGAAUUGCUGUCAGAAGGGAAGGUGUUAUCGUGAUGGCUCCGGUCGGGUUCACUAUACAUGUGGUGGUGAUGGUGUUGGCACUGGUGUUGAGCGUGUCGAGAACACAAGACAUCAUCUUCCCCAAAGAGGAAUUCGAGAGCUGUCAACUCAGGUCCGGGCGCCCAGGGAUCUGUCGCCUUAUCCGCUCGUGCCCUGAGGUUCUGCAGACGCUGGCCACUCAGGACCCGGUUCAUUGUGGCUUCGUCGGGAGGGAACCACUGAUCUGCUGUCCGCCCACGAGAUCGGGUGUGACUGAUGACCCAACGGAUACACUCAACCCUAUUUUGGACAUCUCUCCCCCUCAAGUCAAUUUUGAAUGCGGAGACUCCACCCCCGUCGAGCUCUUCCCCCUCCUGGUCUCCGUGGGCCCCCCCUUCCCCUCCCUCCCCACCCCGCCCGUCGACCACUCUCUGACCCGCCUGUUGGAGGACUUACAACGAAAGGGCUUCACCAUCACCGACGUCCAGAGAGACGGGGACAGGGUCGUGAGCUUCGGGUGGUCGAACGGGACUCACUCUGGCUUCGAAUCCCCGAGGAUUAUCGCCGCAGCUAUCGGGGGCAGGACGGCCAGAUUCGUCCUCGCGAAGUAUAUGGCCUUGUUGGGUGACAGAGACCCGAGUGGUUUCACUGACUGGUUCUGCGACGGCGUGCUCAUCAAUGAACAGUGGGUGCUGUCAGCCGCGCAUUGCUUUCUACAGCGGAAGUUGACGGUGGUGCGCCUCGGGGAACACGACUACAGCGACGACGAGGAGGGAGCAAGUCAUCAGGAUUUCGGUGUCGCGCAAGUGAUCAUUUACCCUGACUACACCUUCCCUCAGGCUUAUCACGACCUGGCGUUGGUCAGGCUCGAACGCAGGACGGGCUUUUACGGUGAGGUUAACAUCAACCCAGUGUGUCUUCCUUGGGGUAGAGAGGCUGAGACAGACCUUGUGAACCAGGUCAUAACACUGACGGGCUGGGGCGCGACUGAGCACGGUGGAGCUGGCAGUCCCAUCCUACAAGAAGUGAACCUGACUGUCUUCCACCACUCCCGCUGUGACGAGAGCUACUCCACUCUACCCCAGUACUCCCGGGAUUGGCCCAGCGGCAUAGGAACGGAGAGCCUCUGCGCCGGAGACCCCAAAGGAGGCAAAGACGCGUGUCAAGGAGACUCUGGAGGCCCCGUGGUUUACCUGGACAGGGCCAAGCGCUACGUCCUUGCUGGUGUCGUGUCCAGAGGUUAUGGAUGCGGCCUUCAGGAAUUCCCGGGUCUGUACGUCGAUGUCCGCCUCGGCACCUACCUCGCCUGGAUUAAGAACAUGGCCUUCUCGUAGGGAAUGGGCAGGCAUGGGUGAAGAAAUAUGGGAUUGGUUGCUCGUACGUAGUGGGGAGGCAAUAAUAAAUAGGGUAAUGGUUUCUUGUAGAGAGUGAAAGGAGAAAAUGAUAAAAAGGGUAAUGGUUUGACAUAGAGAAUAGAUAGAAACAAUAUAUUUAUUAAAGUAAUGAGGCGAUAUUAAAAUGGAUGUGGAUUCUCACAGAGAGAGUAGAAACAAUAAUAAAAAUGUUAAUGGUUUCUCAUAAGGAGUUAUAAGCGAGAAUGAUAGAAAAAUGACUGAAACUCGAUAUUAACGGAAAUUCUUGAAAUAAAAAAAGAUGUUUGAUGUUUCGUAAUAAAGAGAUAAAAGUU